AUGGCAAAUAAAAWAGGACCAGAAGCAUUAGAUAAAACGUUACAAGAUUUUAAGAAAAAUAAUUUUAUAAUGGGGAAAGUAAUAGUCAUUCUAACUGGUGAUUUUAGACAAACAUUACCAAUAAUUUCAAGAGGAACACCAGCUGACCAAAUACAUGCAUGUCUAAAAAAUUCUUAUUUAUGGAAACAUGUGAAAAUAAUUACAUUAAAAAAUAAUAUGAGAGUAUUUCUWACAGGUGAUACUAAUUUAGAGAAUUUUUCAAGACAGUUAAUACUUCUGGGAGACGGAAAAUGGGAAAGAAAUGCAGAUGACACGAUCACAUUUCCAUCUAAUUUUUGUCAUAUCUUAGAUUCAGUUCAUUCAUUAAUAAUCCAUGUUUAUCCUGAUAUAGACAAAAAUUAUAUCAGUCAUGAAUGGUUAUGUGAAAGGGCUAUACUAGCGCCAAAAAAUGACAGAGUUAAUACGAUCAAUAAUGACAUAUUAAACUCUAUUCCAAGGGUAUGUAAAUCGUACAAAUCAAUUGACACUGUAUGUCAUCCUGAACAUGCUAUAUACUACCCUAUGGAAUUUUUGAAUUCUUUAGAAAUAUCAGGCUUACCAUCUCAUAUAUUAACGUUGAAAAUUGGUGCACCAAUAAUGGUUUUACGAAAUCUCAAUCCACCUAAAUUAUGCAAUGGUACUCGAUUAUGUGUGAAGACAUUAAAAAAUAAUAUAAUUGAAGGUAUAAUAUUAACAGGAUGUGGAAAAGGAGAAUAUCACAGAAUAGAAUCUCUUCUUCCAUAUGAUUGUGAAUCAUCAUUUUUACAAAUAUUUUUAUUGGUGAUGAUGAUAUACAAUCACAACGUAGAUGUUCGAUCGUUCCCAAUGUGCAACACAAAAUAG
Molecule: messenger RNA, 882 nt
Organism: Diuraphis noxia (Russian wheat aphid)
Lineage: Eukaryota; Metazoa; Arthropoda; Insecta; Hemiptera; Aphididae
Source: RefSeq, a predicted model, not a curated record